AAAUGAAACUAUAAAAGAACACUUCAAUGAUAUUUCCGUACAGAUACAAGCAAAGCUGACUCAAAUUGGUCCUGUUGUUGAGAAAUGUAGCGAGGACGUAGAGGAUUUGAAAGCAGUGAUGCAGCAAAUCCGAGAGCAACUGGGAAGUAUUACGACAAAAGUGACAAGAAUAGAACAGAUUAGCACAUGGUAUCAAGCGCGGAAUUACUAUUACUACAAACUAUUUCACGAUCUGGCCACUUACGCAGAGGCAAAGGCAAAUUGUAAGAGAUACGGAGGCAAUCUGGCAUCGGCGGGAAUUCGAGAUGAAAAUAUUCGCAGAGAAAUCUUACCCUUGGUCAAAUCUGGAGGAUACAAAACUUGGAUUGGUUUGAACGACAUUCAAGAAGAAAAUACGUUUAUCUGGGAGGAUGGUGUAACGGCAACUGCAGGUUCUACUCCAUGGCAUGAGGGUGAACCAAAUAACUUCGACGGUAAUGAAGAUUGUGUCGAAGUGGUGCGUCGCUCUAAUUGGGAGCUGAACGAUAACAUCUGUACCCACCAAUAUAAAUAUUUAUGCGAGAUUGAACCAUAAUUUCACAGUUACGAAAAGCCAAAGACUGAUAAUGCCAGAUCAAUGAUAAUGACUGAUAAUCAUAAUCAAUAUUAACAAUAUCUAACCAAGAUUGGUGGAUAUCAAACUUAUAUCAAACUCAACUUUCAACAAAAAGAGGAAAUACCCCAAAACCAUUUUAAAUGGUACACAUAUUGGUACACACACUUCUGGAGUGCCCAAAAUUUUGAUUGCGGCGCUUGGUUAAGAAAAACAUUAACUUCGAUAUGUCCAAAUUAAAAUAGGUUAGUUUGCUCUAAGAUAGAAGGACAACGAACAGCCAUUCAUACGUAAAACCAACUUUAUUCAGAACUAGAACGCCUUACCCGUCGUCCGACAAAGCCCAAACAUCGCACUUUUGCUCAGGUGCUGUCAGGCCCCGUAUUUGUAAAAUGGAACGCAAGCAUACCUACUCCCGACGCCCACUAGCGGGUCCCUCAAAACAGUGUAAUAGAUAUAAGUUGCUCUAAGAUAGAAGACUGACAGCAAAUGCUGCCAUUUUUAUACGUAAUAACCAACUAUUUUCAUCAAAACUAGAACCCCCUACCCAUUUGGCAAACAACGCACUUUAGCUCAGUAGCAUGGGUUGUGCAAAAUGGACCCCUUCAAAGCAAAUUAAAAUAAGCUGAAUUUUCUCUAUGAUGGAAGACUGGCAGUACAAGCAGCCAUUUAUACGUAAAGAUCCACUAUUUUUACAACUGGAACCUUCAUCAGUUGUGUGAAUGGUGAUAGCAGGGGUGUGCCAAACAAUUCUGCUGCCCAGGGCGAGUUUAUGAUAAUGAUGACCCUUAUACCUAACUUAAAAAAUAUUUAGAGGAAUUUGCAAACUAUAUUUGAUGUCAUACAUUAGAUUAAAUAAAUUAAUAGUCAAGUAAAAACGAAAGGAUUGGUUACUUCGACCAAGAUGGCAGACACCGGAACAUAGUAUAUGUACCAGGUUAGGCUACUAAGCUACUAUCUUAGUUCUACUAAGAGCUGGGGACUAGCCAACACAACCCCAAGGCCCCAACCCACC
Molecule: messenger RNA, 1607 nt
Organism: Styela clava
Lineage: Eukaryota; Metazoa; Chordata; Ascidiacea; Stolidobranchia; Styelidae
Source: RefSeq, a predicted model, not a curated record